AUGCAAGAAAAUGACCGUUUUGACUUCAUGGUUGCGAUAUCAUACGAUUGGAAACCAAUUUGUAGUGGGAUACUUGUUCACUACUAUUACAUAGCCACUGCAGCAACUCCAUUCAAGUUUCAUGGGUUCAAGUCUGGAAAUACUGGAUCAAAACGAUUAAAAUGUCACGUAGUAAGAAAAUAUUGGAAUGAGCAAAAGGAAAAUACAAUAACUCGUAUUGAAUAUCAAUAUGAGCAUUACGAUAAAAAAGCAAAGUGGAGAGGAUUCGACAAAAGCAACAAAUACGGUCCAGUACAUGACUAUGCUUUACUCGCAUCACAAGACAGUAUUCCAUACAAAGCAGACUUUGAUUAUUGGCGCCAUCCGUUUUUUAUCCAACUAAAGUACUCGAGACUUGUUACUAUUAAGUCGACGGGAACUUUUACGAUUUGCGGCCACGCGUUCGUUGACCGGACCCACAUUCAGCAGAGCAUCGAGCUGGAAGCAAUCGACUAUAGCGUUGAAUCUGUUUUGGCUGAUUGUGACGAGUGGGUGCCUAGAACUUGGGGUCAUUUUAUUUGUAUUCUAAACAUAGAACAUUUCAUGGGAAUAAAUUCUGGAGCCGCAUUAUUGUAUAACGGUGUAGUGAUUGGCAUAGGAAGUUUUAGUUUAGCGAGAGGGAAUGAGAGUAUAUUACUUUUUACUGAUUUACGAAGAUAUAAAAAAUAUUAUAUUAAGGUGGCUAAGGCACCAACGGGUGAAAUGUGGACCGUAGCAAAUUCAGCUAUGGGAAGUUUUAGUUUUUUUUAA
Arctia plantaginis is the source of this 789-nucleotide messenger RNA. NCBI's taxonomy places the organism in Eukaryota, Metazoa, Arthropoda, Insecta, Lepidoptera, Erebidae. The record is from the annotation of a GenBank genome assembly.